AUGGAAACAUACGUAAUUAUACAUCUUUUACAUAUCAGUUUUUAUAUAGGUAUUUGCCCAAAUCCAUAUAUUGAGUUGGGUACGCAGUGCGUUCUCUUGAUCCCGACUGCCUAUGCAUGGAGCUCUGCACGCACUCAGUGCGGGGUGACUGGAGGAGAUUUGAUAACGCUAGAUGACUGCGACCAGUACCGAAAAGUUUAUCUGUACCUCGCCGAAACAGAUUACAAACCUCUUGGUUAUUGGGUCGGCGCCUCAGAUAGCGCCCUAGAGGGCCAAUGGCGCUGGACUGACGGUUCACCGACGGCUAUGGGGCUACCUCUCUGGGGAGUGACUGGAGUGGGGGAGCUAGAACCCGACAACCCCGGCUUAGAGAACUGCCUGGAGUUGAGUUCCCUGUGGAGGUAUCGCUUCUCCAACACCUUCUGUGGCAACGUGCGACGCGUGAUCUGCGAGACCAGCCCCCUGUAGAAGACUUACAUGGACAAAUGAUGGGUCUAAAUCUUCUGAAAAGUCUCAGAGCAAAUAAAAAAAGACUCGAAUUAGUCUACAGUCAAACAUGCAGUUGAAUCUGAAUGAGAAUAACAGAUUUGUUUUCAAAGCUAAUUUUAAGCAAUUAAAAAAAGAUUUUUGAUAUUUUAUACAAUCUCAAUUAGGUUUCCAGUCUACAAGAAUCGAAUCAAACAAAUGAAAUUGGAGAAAAAUUUCAAGUAUUCAUGUUUCUUACUUUAUUUCAAAGGUAUGAAAUGAAUUCAGAUUUAUGAAAGAUUUAUGUACAAUUUAUUCCACAGUAAAUACUUUUCCUGGCA
This is a messenger RNA of Hyalella azteca, 806 nucleotides long. RefSeq names its product perlucin-like protein. The record is from RefSeq and is a predicted model, not a curated record. The transcript is spliced from 4 exons. The coding region runs from base 1 to 468 and encodes 155 amino acids. NCBI's taxonomy places the organism in Eukaryota, Metazoa, Arthropoda, Malacostraca, Amphipoda, Hyalellidae.